GGGAAAUCUAGUGUAUCGCCCCUGCUACCAGCAAGGCCAAGCUUCAUUCGGAGUCUCAAAAAUGCUGAAAGAUGUGGUCCAAGCAUGCAAAAGAUGAGCCCUAAGUCCAUAUCAUCUUCCAACAGUGAAGCUCCUGCCAAGAACAAGCUGUGUGAUAAAGCUGCCACUUUGAUAGAAGAACUCUCUUCCAUAUUUAGAGAAGCAGCAAAGACAAGAGUUAGAAGCCCAGAUGGAAAUUCUUCUUCCCCUGACAGUGGAUACCUGUCCCCUAAAAACAAACAAGCAGUCAUGUCAAAUUCCUUAAUGAACUCAAUCCCAGACAAAACAUCUCAAGAGGGCAUAGCUGAGAAUGAAUUACCCAAAGUCACUCACAAUGCAGAAUCUGUGCUCCACGAGAAGGACAUCUCUCAGGCCGAUGAAAAUGACUCCCUGAACCAACUCUCAAAGGAAAAUCACAAUCAACUGUCAGCCCCUCAAUUUACCCUGAAACUUAGGAGUCUGGAAGUUGCUGAAGGAAGCAAGGUGCUGCUAGAAUGCAGAGUUACGGGAAACCCAUCACCUCAUGUCAGGUGGUUCUGUGAAGGCAAAGAACUUAAAAAUUCUCCUGAUAUUCAGAUCUGUUGUGAAAACGGAGAACUCCAAAGAUUAAUUAUAUCAGAAGCCUUUGAGGACGACACGGGGCGCUAUUGUUGUCUUGCCUCAAACUCUGUUGGAUCUGACUCUACAUCUGCAGAAGUGUUUGUUGAAGGUGCCAGUUCGUCUGAUUCUGACACUGAAAUUUUCAAAUCGAACUCGGGAGCCAUGCCACAGGCCCAGAAGAAAAGUACUUCUGUUUCUUUAACAAUAGGAUCUUCUGCUCCAAAGGCUGGGAUCACUACAGCAGUAAUCCAACCUAUCUCGGUGCCUAAUCAGCAAGUCCAGAGUCCUACUUCAUAUCUCUACAGAUUAGAUGGAUCUAAACCCAGUCAUGCUGCGCCUAUUUUUACAAAGGAGCUGCAAAAUGCAACUGCAACUGAAGGACAAGUAGUUGUGUUUGAGUGCAGAGUGAGGGGACCACCCCCCUUGCAGGUCAGUUGGUUUCGGCAAGGCGUUGAAAUUCAGGAUUCCCCAGACUUCAGAGUUCUUCAAAAAAAGCCUCGAUCUGCAGCUGAACCUGAGGAGAUAUGUACUCUGGUAAUUGCGGAGACCUUUCCUGAAGAUGCAGGAACCUUCACAUGUACAGCAAGAAAUGAUUAUGGAUCUGUGACGAGCAGUGCAAAACUGACUGUGCUAUCAGCUGGUUCUGAAAGCUCCAUGCAUGACUUGUCAACGAGGGAACAAAACAAGGAUGACUUCUACCAGUUUCCACCCCCACCUCCAAGUCUUGAGAUUAGUGCUGUUGAGCUUCCUCCAAAGAAGCAUCCUGAGAGCCACCAGAUGAACAGUGCUGAACUGAGACCGAGUGUAGCAGCCCUUCAACUGCAGCUCAACUCUACUGACAAGAAAACCAAUGGCGUCCAUCCCAGCCAUGGAGUUAAUGGGGUGUUCAAUGGAAAUGCCAAAACUGAUCCAUCUGCUUCCCAUCCAAGUGGCCUCCUUUCACCCACAAAAAACACCACCACCCGUGCUUGCUAA
Euleptes europaea (tarantolino) is the source of this 1614-nucleotide messenger RNA. RefSeq names its product palladin-like. The record is from RefSeq and is a predicted model, not a curated record. The annotation marks the transcript as partial. NCBI's taxonomy places the organism in Eukaryota, Metazoa, Chordata, Lepidosauria, Squamata, Sphaerodactylidae. The transcript has 9 exons.